AUGAAACCAAUACAGGGUGGUUACAGAUAUGAUGGAGGGCCUAAACAAGGUUGGAAGUGGAUGAGCUCUAGAGCUGUGAAGUGGAUAAAAGGGAAGAUCAGACUAGACCAGAGAUCAGUUGUGAAGGAUGAUGGAAGAAUAAUGGUUGAUCUUCAGCUUUCUGGCUCGUGCAAUGGCUUGAUAGUCAUACCAGUCCCUGAAGUCGAGCCUCUUAGGCGGAAGCACCAGUCUUCGUGUGCAUUAUGCUGUUCAUUUAGUGGAAAGGAUGUGCUGUUUAUAAAAGUGGCCAUCUUGCGGCAGUCAAGGCGCCCGGCUAGCGGUGCGACGUACACACUGGUGGAUAUUUUGCGUGCCAUCUUACUUUCUUUAGAAGCUAUGAUUGAAGAUCCUGAGCUUCAGGUGAAUGGAUUUGUUUUGAUCAUAGACUGGAGUAACUUCACCUUCAAGCAAGCCUCCAAACUUACACCAAGCAUGCUGCGAUUGGCUAUUGAAGGCCUUCAGGAUAGUUUCCCAGCACGAUUUGGAGGAAUUCAUUUUGUCAAUCAACCAUGGUAUAUCCAUGCCCUGUACACCGUGAUCCGACCUUUCCUAAAGGAGAAGACUCGGAAAAGGAUAUUUUUGCAUGGUAACAACCUGAACAGUCUACACCAACUAAUUCAUCCCGAGAUCCUGCCUUCUGAGUUUGGAGGAAUGCUGCCCCCUUAUGACAUGGGAACAUGGGCAAGAACACUGCUAGACCAUGAGUAUGAUGAUGACAGUGAAUACAAUGUAGAUUCCUACAGCAUGCCCGUGAAGGAGGUGGAAAAGGAACUCUCCCCCAAGUCCAUGAAGAGAUCCCAAUCAGUAGUGGAUCCUACAGUAUUAAAACGCAUGGAUAAAAAUGAGGAAGAAAACAUGCAACCUUUGCUAUCUCUGGACUGAUAACUUCUCUGCACUCCCCAUGGAUUAGAAAUGGAAGGUACUUGUUUUCAGCAACAGGGACAGCACUGUGGAGUAAUGACCAGCUGGAAACUUAUUUAUUCAUGUUAAUGUAGCAUAAUAUAUAAUAAGGCAUUGGGUUUCCCAUUUGCUUGAACCAUGGGUGCCCUGGUCUGGAGUUAAAGAAAAAAGUCAAUAAUUUAUUCUGUAAGUGCCAAGUUCUUUGUAAAUAUAAUCUAAUCUUCACAUCAAGUUUGUAAACUUUGGUAGUAACUGAAAUUGGAAAAGUUUGGCUCAUGAGUCCAUGCCAGUGAUAUAAACUAUAACAAAAAACAGAAAAGACACAUACAAAAUGGAAGCUAAUUAAAUGUAGCCCUGUUUCCUAUGAAGCCAUAUUUCAGCUCUCAUAGUGAUUGUUUCAAUGUUUUUCUCUGAAAUUGUCAUAUUCCAAUGUACUUUUAAUGGACACAGGUAACUAGAUGAUUCUAGGAAAUUAGUAUGAUAAAUGUGUUUCCUGUCUAGUGAUUUUCAUUUCACAGAAAAUGUGUCCUAGUGACUAUCACUGGCCUUGAAUUUUGGAGACAAGGAAUGGCAGAAGAGCUGGUAAACUAAACACUUGAACUCUUCUAUGUUGUUUAAUUCCUGGAGUCUUGUGAAAAGAUAUGUUCCCCAAAUUAAGAUGUGGCAUUCUAAAAGAGAGUGGAUUUUUUUAAACUGCUGUCUUCAUAAUGUGUCUUUUAUUUGAGAUCCUAUUGUAUCCAUGUCUGAUGUACUUUAAGAACAUUUCCCCCCCAAAACUCUUCGACCAAGAGAAAGAGAACUCAUACGUGAAUAGUGUUUUGACAACUAACUUUGGACAUAAAAGUUGCCAUGUACAGAUAAGGGGCUAAUUUCUAAUUCUUGUGCACUGGUUGGAAAUAUAUAUAUAUUCACAUGCACAUAUAUAUUUUUAUUGAGCUCUAAUAAAUCCUUGAUGUGACAGGCUUAUAAAAUAAAUCAUACAUAUUCAAUGGUCUUAGAGAUGUUAUAAAUAAUUAUGUGAGAUGCUAACUCUGGAAAACUACUUCCACUAAAGUUAAUGAAAAUGAGGUAUAGUGAAACAGACUUUCAGUGAACCUGUUUUAAGGGAAUUCUAAUUUAAUUUGUAAUGCAAUCUUGAAUCUGUGUCAUUUUAGUGAAAUAUAUUUUUCCUUCACAAAACAACAGGUCUCAACAUAAUGUGGGCAGUAUCAGGUGACCAAGAGUAAUAUAAUUUCUCACAAAUUCAAGGUAAUUAUCUUAAUGAUCCUAUAAGUACAGAUUUUCUUUUCAGAAAAGAUUGAAAGAACAUAUUGCAUCCAUAAGACAUAGUGAAAGCAUCUGAGGGCAUCUGAGAUAGCAUGUUAUAGUUUAAAUGUAGAUGUGGAAUGCUUAUGUUAGUUUUCAUUUCAUAAAAAUUCUGCAAUUAUAGCACAUUUUAAAAAUCUUACUUUAAAUUUCAAAUUCCAGUGUGAAAAAGCAAGAUUUUUACCACCUUUUCAGAGUGGUAAUUUUUGAGAUUGAAAAUAUUCUUUUGAAAGAAAAAUAUCUCAAGGAACUCUUGGAAACCAACAGAAAUAAAGGCACGUAGCAGCCUUUAUAUACUUUUUAGCCAAAAGCUUCAAAAAUUCCAGUUACAAUUCUAUACAAAACUCUUAAUAUCAAGAUCAGUACACCAACCUGUACUAUCACGAAUGGACUACCAGUGUUUGUAAAAAUACAUAAAUAUACAUAAAUAAUAUGAUUGAAAUAUACCUUAAAAAUGCCAACCUCAAAUCAAGUCUGGAAGAAUAACUGUCAGGCCCUCUGCUCUACCCAUAAAUAUUAUGGAGAUUGGAAUGAAUUGGGGGUAAAAAGCUACAACAACUCUUACCUUUGUAAGAACCCUAACCACAGGAUUCUUAUAUUUUGGCCUACCUGACAUAUAUUUGAUAGUCUUGGACUUUAUAUACUAUAGAAGCAAGUGCUAGGCAAUAUGAUGCAGUAAGAUAAAAUAGAAACAAUGUACAGAAGGAUGGUCAACUUUUCAUUCUCAUGUGUUUCUCUUGAUAUACACUGUUUAUUGCCAAUUUUUAGAAUUCUACCAGCUUCAGAUGUCAACCAGCAUAGCCAGCUUCUUUCCCCUCUCAUAAGGCUAGUGUCAUAUAUAAAAAUAACCAGAAGGGCAUAUUGUAUGUGUAUACCUAUCUAAUUAUAAGUAUGAUUCCCACUAUCUCCCUUACCCGACAUUUGGAAAUUUUGCAUCCUAUUGCUGUCCGUCUGCUCUUCUUCAAAUGAGCAACUGAGAGUUGGCUGCAUUGUGUAAAAUAUUUUUAAAUGAAUGAACAAAUUACAACAAUGAUGCCUUUUGAAAUUGCUUUAUCUAGCUCAAUCUGUGAGUAAACUCAUUGUCCAGGAAUGUUUUUGGAGCUACUUAGUCAAAGGAUAUUUGGUCAACUUUAUAAAUCUUCCUUUCAGCAUCAGCUAACUAGCACCAUUUAGGGAUUUUUUUCCCCUAAUGUAAUUUCCUGUUACGUAGCUAUGUCUGUUGCCACAUAACUUAGUAAAUAAGCACUCCUAUAUGUCAAUUAAUUGUGAUAGUGCUCUCUUUCACUCUUUCUCUUUUGUGCGUACAUAUGCGUGCAUACACAUGGCUGUUUGCCCUAAUGAAUUUGCCUAUUUUGAGACCUAUGCUUUCCUUUUGUAGCUGUCUUGUUACCGAAAAUAUGUAGACAUCAAAGGAUUACCACAUUUGAUUUAGAACAGACCAAUAGUUCCUGCUUCUCUCACCCUGCCUGUUCUGCUCUUUCUUAUAUCCUUUCUUUCUUCCGUUGUUUCAGGGGCAGCUGCUUCCAAAGCUGGUUUAAAAAUAACUAACUUUCCUUUUACUGUCAGUGAUAUUUGCACACAUUUUUGCUUGAUAUCUUAAAAGGAAGAGAUUAUCGUGAAAAUACACUCUAAGAAAUAUGAAGAAGUGCCUCUUUAAGAACGAGAUAAAGCAGUGAUACUAGAAUAUGGAUUCUAUUUGUAGUCUCUUCUGAAAAGUAAAUACAUGCAUCUAAAUAAGGGUGAAAUAUGAGUAUCAUUUGAAGAAGGGUAGUUGAGGCCUUGCUUUGAACAUUCCCCUACAGCAUUAAGUCUUUAUUGUGUCAGUUCAAUACCAUAACUUGAACACAUUUGCAAAUUUGGCAUUACGCUAAAACAAUGUACAGGUGUUUGCAAGGAAAUUUUUGAAGUGGGCAUACAUGAUCUCUUUUAUUUCAAUAAUAGUUUGUGUAGUGUAGGCAGACAUUCCUUAAGUCUUUUCACAGAAAAUGCUUGUUUACUUGACAGGACUGAAAAUUCAUACAUUCGUAAGCAGGAAAGCCAAGCAGCUAGGUUCUCUUUGACAUUGUUAACUGGGUCACAUUGUUAAAUUGAACAUUUGAAGUUUCUGUAAUAUUCCUGAGGGAUCAGAGGUCCCUCUGAUGCAUCAAGAAAAUGGAGCACUGUUUUAGACCUUGGGGAACAUGUUUACCUCUCACAAAA
Messenger RNA from Leptonychotes weddellii (Weddell seal), 4443 nucleotides. The record is from RefSeq and is a predicted model, not a curated record. Lineage: Eukaryota; Metazoa; Chordata; Mammalia; Carnivora; Phocidae.